CUACAGGGCGGGACUACACCACGGAUAGAAAUUCUACACCUUUUGUAAUUUCGCAGCACUUGAGGUCCAAAAGCACGACUGCUCGUGUGAUUUAAGAACUUGUCGGGACACACAACAACAACACAGUUGUUUGAGACAACAAAUGUAACAGUAUUUGGGGUGAACUGUUGGUCUCGAGUUGAUUUAGGCGUCCUCAAGCCUAGCCCUCAUCACAAAUGGAAACACAAGCAGUUGAAAAGCUUCCUGAUCCUCCCGAAGAAGUUUUACUUCCAGAAGGUUGGAAGCAGGUGCUGCCAAAAGAGCAGCAUCGCUGGGUCAGCAAGGCUCUCUUUAGCAGAGACACAUCUGGGAAGUUAAAGCUGACUGAACCUCUGCAGCUGUGGUGGUCACCUCCAGGACCCCAGUUGUUGUAUUCCCGGCCUCCUCCUUUUCCUGAUCCGUUCUUUCACAGCAGGCUGUUCCUAUGGAUGCCCUGCCGCAUGUGGGCAUACAGGCUGCCGUGCGUGAAGCCCAACUGCCGUCGUCUCGGCAAUUAUUUGAGGCCUUGCGGACUGUACGACACCGUCCGGAGGGUUUUGGACAUGAGUGGGUGGUAUUUCAUGGUCACGGAGUACCUGGAGUGCUGUUCCUGCAGGAAAAAGGUGGCGGGCUGGUCACAAGACAUUCUGGAUCAAUUGGAUCCCAUCCAUCGUGAGAAAUUCCCAGCAGUGUUGACUUACAGGUUGUCUUGUGAUAAGGAGCUUGUUAGACUGAUGCGGAGCCAGAUGCCAGGGAAGAGUGUGAUGUCGCUGUAUCGACACCUCUGUGUGCGGCACAAAGAGCAGUGGCUGGCUCAGUCUGCAGAGUAUCUUUCUGUCCUGGACAAGUUUCAAGAUCUCAGCGCUGUUACUGCCAGGCUGCCGCAGAUGAUGCCACUGCCUUCUCCAUCGUUGCUGUUGAGGGUACAUGCAAAGGAUGUACUGACACGGCUCGGAGAAAUGAAGGCCAGAGUCACUUCCAUCUACGGCUCCAUCUUGAAAAUGGUCUCCACCAAGAAGGUCACUAAGAAACACGAUUCAGCUUUGUGGUCCACAAAUGUGGGGAAUGAGAAUGGGCAAGUCCUAAUAUGUGUCCUGACUCAAACAGUGGAUGAGGGCCUGCUUCCCAUGUGCUCCGGCUUGAUGGAACGUUAUCGGCGAGCCGGAAAACCUCCUCCACAAGUCCUCUAUGUGGACCGGGACUGUUGUUCUACUACGGGCAAAAGCAAAGUGGAAGCCAUGUACCAUGAGUGGGACCAGCUGGUCAUCAGACUGGACGCAUGGCAGUUUAUGAUGCGGUUUACAGCAGGCAUCACUUCAGAAAGUCACCCGCUGUACGGCCCCUUCAUGGGACGGCUCUUCUCCUGUAUCUUUGAGUGGGAUGCUGAGGAUUUAAAAAGACUACAAGAAGCCAAACAACUGGAGCUGCGACAAACCAAAGAUGUUAAAGCAUCCAACAAGCCCACGGCCGAAGAGUUAGUACAGCACUGUCGCCACCAGACGCGUGAGCCUCAGGUGACCAAGCAGCUCAUUGAACAGCUGUUACAGGACUUCAUGGGUAACAAACUGUUGGACCAGAAGAGGAUUGAGGAAAUCUGGCGAGCCCAACAAUGCCAUCUUUUAUGCAUUCAGGACCCUCCAGGAGUACAGCUUUACAGAAUGAUUGGAGAGGUGACCAGAGGAGGUCUCAUUCUGCCCCUGUAUCACUGUGCACGUGGAGUAGGAUCCCUCGAAUCAUUCCAUCAGCAUCUGAACCACUUCAUUCCAGGUACAAGUACAAAUGACUUGUACUUCCAUGUUUACCUGCUAGAAGGAGUAGUGCAGUGGAACGAGGCCCGAUCUGUUGCUGUUGAUGGCAGUCCACUGCAGCACUACGUAAACCGUCUAAGCCAGAAGCUUUUAGGCCAUAAACUGGUUGAGGAUCACAACAGCCCAGGAGAGUACACUGGUGAGCUCAUAGGUGUGGAGUAUCUUUAUUCUCAAACCAACAGAGUUUUGGAGAUCGACUACCUUAUGGAUCCCGAUGCUCCUGAUGGGAGUGAUGAGCAUCUGGAGGAAGACCUGGAAUAUGAGGAUUUGGGCAUUGAUGACCUCAAAUCACCACAGUUCUUGGAGCUCAGCCUCAAACCACUUCAGCCUGUUCAAUAUCAGGCAGCACUUCUGCAAUCACCUUCCUCUGGCCUCUCAGUAUCGCAGCCUGAUCCAAUCGUGUCGUCCACAUCUGGGCCCAUAAAGGACGAGCCUACCACUGCAGACCAGUUCACGCCUCAGGGCAUCUCACAGGAGGAUGAUAAUGAAAAGUGCGUUGGGCUUGAUGGUGUUCUUGGGUAUGACCAUGUUAUCAACCUUGCCAACAGUCUGGUUGAGCUUAGAAAUCAUGGAUUUGUCACACAGCGAAAGGUGGACGAGAUUGUGGCCCUGUGGGAUAAGCUGUCAGAGCAUGACAAAGGUGGUGUUGUCCACCCGACCCGAGCAGAAGACACAUUGUGCUUAAACAACAGUCAUAGUGAUAACUUUGUGACUCCAUGCAUUGAUGGUCUAAAAAGCCGUCUUGUCACAGCCAUUUGCCUCGCUCUCAGCCACAUCCACCCUGCUGGUCAGACCAUCGCUGGUUUCAGGGUCAACAGAUGGGCUGCUAUCCUCCACGACUACAACAUGAUCAGGGACAUAGUCCAGGACAACGCUGCCAUCUCGACCCAGACACAGAUACAACUGCUUGAGAUAAACCAGCGGACACUGUGCCAGUGGUACAACGCCAGGAAACAGAGGCAAGAACAGUUGGUUUUGCACCAAUGCACUGACAAUAUGAAGCCGUCUGAGCCUCUAUUUCCUGUACAACACAAUGUACCAGAGACCUUUCGACGUGGACAUGUAGGCGAUGUAAUUAAAGUAGUGAUCGGGGGUCCCGAGCCCUUUCGAACAGACCCAGGGCAAAGAGCUGCUGCUGCCAGGCCUCCUAGCCCAAAGGUGCCUAGGACCACUGCUUGGCGACGGAGGAAGGCAGAGGAAGAGGCAGCCCAGCGGGGGUUACCCCUGAAGCGGCCUUGUGAACAGUAUGUUUGUAAAAAGUGUGGUAAACCAAAGACAAAAGAAUUUGGUCACAGCCAGUUCCGUGGCGUUCACUUUUGCGCCAAAGCCUCUGGAAAGACUGUAGAGCAGUGGAUGGAGGAGAUGAGGAGGGCAAAGUAAGCUAAUAUGGACCUUUUCUAGCAAAAACAUUCUAAAUUUAUUUGUAGAUUCCAUUGUUUUUAUAUACUUUGUGUGUAAAUACUUUGAUAGUACUGAUUUAUAGUUUUUCACAUGCUUUGUCAUUUGUGAAAUGGCAAUAAAGGCCUUUUUAUUCUCA
Carassius gibelio (silver crucian carp) is the source of this 3363-nucleotide messenger RNA. RefSeq lists its product as uncharacterized. The coding region runs from base 216 to 3206 and encodes 996 amino acids. The transcript is spliced from 10 exons. The record is from RefSeq and is a predicted model, not a curated record. NCBI's taxonomy places the organism in Eukaryota, Metazoa, Chordata, Actinopteri, Cypriniformes, Cyprinidae.